AAACCAACCCAGCGAGUUGAAUGAAAGGCAUAUUAGGAUAUCUUUUGCACUUUGUAUAUAUCCAAGGUAUAUCUUCCCACACAUUCGCACCAGCAGCAGUUGCCCCAGGAUGGUCCAGGCUCCAUCCCACAUAGACGUCUGAUGCUAAUCAAUCAUUGAAAAUACUAAAAGAAACAGGUCACCUGCAUUGCUUGCAGCAGAGAACAGAGAUAUGUGAUUGGAAUAGUGUAAGAACAAGUGAUUUACACUGUCUAUAGCAAAAUGAAUAUUUCUGGAAGCAGCUGCGGAAGUCCAAGCUCCACAGAGAGCAUUGCUCCUGGUGACUUAUUUAAGGAAUUGUGGACAAAGCUGAAGGAAUGUCAUGAGAAAGAGUUGCAAGAGCUUCUAAUGAAAAUUAACAAGCUGAAGACGCAGAGAUGUUUGGAUGCCCAGAGACUUGACGAGUUUUACACUAAAAACCAACAGCUAAGAGAGCAGCAGAAGGUGCUUCAUGAUACCAUCAAAGUUCUUGAAGACCGGUUACGAGCUGGGCUUUGUGACCGGUGUGCAGUAACAGAGGAGCAUAUGAGGAAGAAGCAACAGGAAUUUGAGAAUAUCAGACAACAGAACAUGAAACUAAUCACAGAACUUAUGGAUGAGAAGAACACAUUGCAGGAUGAAAAUAAAAGGCUUUCAAAACAACUUGAGCACACGCAGAACGCGGCUGAGUCAAUGAAAAAGAUACAUGAAGACAUUGUGGAAGUUGAUGGUGAUGAUGGUAUAAUCCCUGAUUCACCGGUCAGUUCUUUUCCACAAAAUAUGGUCAGCAAGAUGCGCAGAAGGAAAGCAAACAAACAUGUGCGGUAUACAGAACACACACAGGAUGAAUCCAGUACAACUGCAUGUGUAAAUAGCUCUGGACCAAGAUUAUUUACUUCCACCCAGGUAAAUACAGGAAAAGGAGAGGCCAUCUUGGUUGCUGACACUUGUGCAUUGCAGUUAUCCCCUCUUCCUACAGCAAAGCAGGAAGUAGGAGAUUUUACCGCUGAGAAGCCGGUCUUUAAUCUAGCUGCUGUAGUAGCUGAGACCCUUGGCCUUGAAGCUCAUAUAGAAGAAUCUCAAUCCCAGAGUGUACUUAACAAUCUAAGGACCAGUGCAGGCACUGUUCAGGUGCUUAGUAAGCAUGAGGAGCACUCUCCAAGACACAGUGAGUUAGAAUUCACUGAUAACAUUCAAAGUAAUCCACGUGAAUUGGAAUGGGAUACGCAGCAGGAUUCUCCAGUAUUUGGCUUGGCCACUUCUACAACAGAUACUAGAACUUCUCUUCACAAUCCUAUCUCUACGAACUCUGUCAUUAGCCAAUGCUCAGGCCACAAACAGCAGUCUGUGAACAGAAGCCCAAAUGAUUCUGCGAUCAGCGGGGUGAACACGAAUGAUGGUUUUCUGAGCAAAGACCACAGAGAGGUCUAUAAGCAAACUUCAAGCAGAUGUGGCAAACGAAAAAAGGUAGAAAGUGAAGGAGGCACAGACUGUGAAACUGCUUCUGUUAAUAAAGAGAAUGAUUUCCCCUUAAAGAAUGCAAAUGGAAUCAAAGAUAUUUCCCUUGACAAGCCCCUGGAUCUCUCAGAUAGGUUCUCAGGAUUGUGUCCUCAAGAAAAUCCUAGAAGCAAAAUGAAGCAACCUACCAUUGAGGAAACUUUAAAGUCAGGUGCCAGAAGUAAUUCAUCUAUGGGGCAGAAUUUUCAGGGGAUUUAUUUUCAAUCCAGGGAGGAAUCUUCACAUCAAACAGCAGAUCAUAAAGGUGCAAGGAAGGGAGACAGCUCUGAGAUCUGGGCACAAGAUGAUGAUGGAGUUGAGGAUGGUAGCCAACUGUUUGAGGAAAUGGAGGAAACUGGAGUCCAUAUGCCAAAAAGGCUUAGCAGAUCGGUGCACAGAGGUUGUAAGCAAGCAUCUGUACUACAGCCAAAUCCUCAUCUUAUUCAGUCCAGAGACACAGAGAAAGACGUGGCUUCUGUAGACAAUGUGCAGUGGAGCAUUGACCCAGGAGCAGAGCUUUCUCAGUAUAAAAUGGACAAUACUAUUGUUGAUGGCAAGGAUGGCUGCCACAUCAGUCCAGAGUUUGAAGAUAUGGAUUACACCUAUGUUGGUGAAAGUAUGCUGAUAAAGAUGAAAAAUCAGAACACAGAUGAAAAUGAGGAAAAUAAAGGACAUGAUAGUUUUGCUGAAAUGUUUGAAAAGACUGAAUGUGAUGAGUAUGUAUCAUAUGUCCAAGAAAAAAGCCUUUCCCAGAGGUCGGACUUUGAGGAAGGACCUGAUGGACCUACACGCCAUAAAAAAGCAUCCAUAAACGGAAGAGGAAAUCAAGGCAAAGGAGAAACUUACCAGAAGCAGAAGGCAUAUGUAGAGCCCUACGUGCAGGAUGCUGAGAGGAAAAGUUCUGUAGUAAACUUUCCUCAUAUUGAGGUUGUACGAAACAAGGAAGAGAGGAGGAAAUUGCUGGGACACACUUGUAAAGAAUGUGAAUUGUAUUAUGCAGACCUUCCAGAAGAAGAGAGAGCUAAGAAAUUGUCUGCCUGCUCCAGGCAUAGAUUUCGCUACAUUCCACCCAGUACGCCAGAGAACUUCUGGGAAGUGGGCUUUCCUUCUACGCAGACUUGCAAAGAAAGAGGUUACAUAAAAGAGCAGAUGUCCCCUUGUCAGAGACCUCGGAGAAGACAACCAUACAAUGCAAUAUUUUCCACAAAAGGCAAGGAACAGAAGACUUAAUACAUAUUGCUCCUACUUUUACCGUUUAGUCACAGACCAAAGUAGAUUUAGUUUUGAAUGUAUACAGUCAAGCAUUUUUACAUUUGCUUUUUAGUGCUUAUUAGCCACUGGCAAAUAAAGCUGUAUAUGUUUAAAUGAUAUUUAGACUUAAAUGUCUGUGUAGGUGUAAAUCCUAAAGACUGUAUAUAGGAUUUUUUUAUAUAAAACUUCAUUACUGCUGUAAUGUCAUGCAGUUUUCUGCAAAGCACACAGUUUGGUGAGAAUAGUAUACGGUUUAAUAAUGCUUGUUUUUUUUUUUUUUUUUUUUUUU
This is a messenger RNA of Hyla sarda, 3055 nucleotides long. It is a transcript of the gene RBBP8, whose product is annotated as RB binding protein 8, endonuclease. The transcript has 19 exons. The record is from RefSeq and is a predicted model, not a curated record. Gene Ontology annotation, biological process: double-strand break repair via homologous recombination; DNA double-strand break processing involved in repair via single-strand annealing. Gene Ontology annotation, cellular component: site of double-strand break. Bases 262 to 2745 code for a protein of 827 amino acids. Gene Ontology annotation, molecular function: double-stranded DNA binding; single-stranded DNA binding; damaged DNA binding. NCBI's taxonomy places the organism in Eukaryota, Metazoa, Chordata, Amphibia, Anura, Hylidae.